AUGGAGAAACACUGUGCUAACUGGACCCUUCUCCUGGUGCUGUGUGGCCUCCUGCCACUGACUACUCAGGCUGGCAGGCAGAUGCCAAAACUCUCGGACAAGAAGCUAUGCGCCGAUUCAGAGUGCAGCCAACCUCCUGGUGCUGUGUGGCCUCCUGCCACUGACUACUCUGAGGCUGGCAGGCAGAUGUCAAAUCUCUCAGACAAGAAGCUAUGCAUUCAAGGGUCAUAUUAUGGAGACCAGGAAGCUCGUCUGGGAUAUUUCCCCAGCAGUGUUGUUGAAGAGACACAUGCGUUAAUGCCUGCUGAGGUUGAGGUUAAGACCGAUAGAUGGGACUUUUACUGCUAUUAGGAUUGUGUGCUGUCUUGGCUGGAACAUAAACGUGAUUCUUGAUUCCACUCUGCACUUUAGUGUG
Messenger RNA from Sinocyclocheilus rhinocerous, 415 nucleotides. Its product is annotated as melanoma-derived growth regulatory protein-like. The transcript is spliced from 4 exons. NCBI's taxonomy places the organism in Eukaryota, Metazoa, Chordata, Actinopteri, Cypriniformes, Cyprinidae. Bases 1 to 351 code for a protein of 116 amino acids. The record is from RefSeq and is a predicted model, not a curated record. Gene Ontology annotation, biological process: extracellular matrix organization.